CGAGUCAUCCAUUUUGUUUUUCGGUAGCUGUCAACAUGGCUACACGUGUGUCAAUUCUACAUUUGCUCCUGUUACUAUGGGGGGCGACUGUUGUUCAUGGGGAACCAAUGUUACAAGUUGGGAUGGGUCAAGCCCAAACCCAAACCCAAUCACCUGCGUUUGGUAUGGGUGGUAUGGGUGGUGGCAUGGGUGGUAUGGGUGGUUUUGGUAGUAUGGUACAAGGAAGUCAUCAGAUUGGUAUGCAGACCCAACCACCUCCAAUGAUGGCCCCUGUUACUCCACCCAUGAUAACUGGUGGUGGUGGUGGGGGUUUUGGUCAUAUUGGUUCACAAAUGGGCUCCCAGUUCGUGCAACAAUAUCCAGCGAUACAACCUCCGAUAAUGGGUGGGGGUAUUAAUCAGAUAGGAAUGGGAGGUAGUAUGGGUAUAGCAGGAGGUGGUAUGGGUAUAGGAGGAGGUGGUAUGGGAGGUGGGAUGUUUGGUGGUAUACCUCCUGAAUGUCUCCCUCAGUUUUAUCCACCUCCAACCAUGCCUCCACCUUCCUUACCCCCAUUUAUCCCACCUAGUUUUAUACCUCCUACUCCUUCUCUUACACCUUUCCCACCUCCACCCCCGACGUUCCUACCCCCACCACCUUCAUUCCUACCUCCACCCCCAUCGUUUAUACCACCAUCGAUGGCACCACCACCAUCAAUGGCACCACCACCGGUCAUCGUGUGCUUCGACACAAGAUACCUACAACUCAUGAGUCCUGAAUUCGAGAUGACCCUGAUGCAGUUCCUACAAUCACCACCACCGGGUCUCCCACCAUUGACGUUAACCCCCAUGGGUGGUAUGGAUAUGAGUAUGAGUAUGAUGUAUGGUCAGCAGCAUAUGGAAGAUGAAUACGCACCGUACACGUAUAUGGACACCUCGACGGAUGCAGACAGUGGUGAGAACCGGAAGCAGUUCCUACCACCAAUGAGUGGUGGUGGGGGUUACGGGGGGUCAAUGAGCGCGAGCGAUAUGAGUGCGCAAGCCAGUAUGGCGGCUAGUCAUCAAUCCAUGAUAGGAUAUGGUGGGUAUGGAAGUGGGUAUGGAAGUGGGUAUGGUGGUAGUGGUAUUGACUGGGCAUCAUUAGUUGGAGGAGCAGGAGGAGGGUAUGGAGGGGGAAUGGGUGGGGGCAUGAUAGGUUAUGGAGGGGGGAUGAGUCCAGUGGGAGGUUUCGGAGGAGGAAUGGGAGGUUACCCAGGAUCAUUGGGUGCUCCCAUUGGAGGUUUUGGACCAGGAAUGGGUGGUAGCCUAGGAGGUUUCGGAGGAGGAAUGGGAGGUUACCCUGGCGCUUUGGGUACUCCCAUUGCAGGUUUCGGACCAGGAAUGGGUGGUAGCCUGGGAGGUUUCGGAGGAGGAAUGGGAGGUUACCCAGGAGCGUUAGGUGUUCCCUUGGGAGGUUUCACAGGAGGAAUGGGUGGUAGCUAUGGAGGUUAUGGUGGAGGAAUGAGUACAGUAGGUGGUGCAGGUGAUUUUAUGAUGCCUUAUAGUCCUUAUACUUCCUACCAAUAUAAGAAAUAAAUAAGUUGCAGUGUUAUCAGAAGCAUAAAAUAUAUUAUGUCAGCAUCGAAAA
This is a messenger RNA of Dalotia coriaria, 1602 nucleotides long. RefSeq lists its product as uncharacterized. The coding region runs from base 36 to 1550 and encodes 504 amino acids. Gene Ontology annotation, biological process: actin filament polymerization. NCBI's taxonomy places the organism in Eukaryota, Metazoa, Arthropoda, Insecta, Coleoptera, Staphylinidae. Gene Ontology annotation, cellular component: actin filament. The record is from RefSeq and is a predicted model, not a curated record. The transcript is spliced from 2 exons.